GAUGGAUUGGUAGAGAGAAUGUGGUGGGUUUGUCUUUGAGUUUGUUGUACAACAAAAAUUUAGGGCAUUGAUUUUGGGGUUCAUUCUUUAUUUUUGGGAGAGAGAAGAAGAAGAAGGGAAAGACAGACAGAAGGUAAUAAGGAAGCAAAAAUAGGAAAUGAAAUAGCUGUCUUUCUUCUCUUCUUUUGGUUGUUGUUUUGAAGAGAGAGAGAGAGAACGCUUCAUCCGCAUUUAUUCACGCUCUUUUAAGCUGUCUUUCGUUCUCUCUCUUAGACCUCUCUCUCAUUUUUUUGAUCUCUCUCUUCUCUUCUCUACUCUACUCUACUCUACACAUUUCUCAUUUUUCUUUCUAGGGUUAGGGUUUCUUUCUGUUUUGCUGAUGAAUUUUUCAUUCCUCUUCCAAAUCUAGAAAUUGUUUUGUUUGUUUUCGUAAAACAGAAAUUAUUAUUUUUAUUUAUUAUUAUGGUAUUUUUCUUCUUAGAUUUGUAAUUUGAAAUUCAAGAAGAAAGAAACAGGAAAAAACAAGGGCCAAAAACAGAAACUAAAGGAAGAAGAAGAAGAAUAUAGAAAGAGGGCGAUCAGGUCCUCUUAGCGGGGAGGAGAAAUGAGUGCUUCUAGGUUUAUAAAGUGCGUCACUGUCGGAGAUGGUGCUGUCGGUAAAACUUGCAUGUUGAUUUCCUACACCAGCAACACAUUUCCCACGGAUUAUGUGCCGACUGUUUUUGACAAUUUCAGUGCAAAUGUGGUUGUAGAUGGAAAUACUGUUAACCUUGGAUUAUGGGAUACUGCUGGUCAGGAGGAUUAUAAUAGAUUAAGACCUCUAAGUUAUCGAGGUGCAGAUGUUUUCCUGUUGGCAUUCUCUCUCAUUAGCAAGGCUAGCUAUGAAAAUGUUGCCAAGAAGUGGAUUCCUGAACUAAGGCAUUAUGCACCUGGUGUUCCAAUUAUUCUCGUGGGAACAAAGCUUGAUCUCCGGGAUGAUAAACAAUUCUUUGUUGACCACCCUGGUGCCGUCCCUAUUACUACAGCUCAGGGAGAGGAGUUAAAGAAGGUGAUUGGAGCUCCUUACUAUAUUGAGUGUAGUUCUAAGACACAACAGAAUGUCAAGGCAGUCUUCGAUGCAGCAAUUAAGGUGGUGCUCCAGCCACCGAAGCAAAAGAAGAAGAAGAAAGCGCAAAAGGGAGGCUGCUCCAUUUUGUGAUUGAAAGGAAAAAAACCGUGGAAGGAAAAAUUGAAAAAAGAAUAACCAACUAAUAGUCCAUCUGGUCUUUCACUGUCAUUGUCAUUUUAUUUUCCCCUCCUUGAGGAAACAACAGCAGGCAGGCGUUGUUAGUGUGCAGUGUCCGUCAACGAAGAUGGGUACUUAAAAAAAGAGGAAGUGCUUAUUGUGGAAAAUGCAGGCAUCAAAUCAGGUGGUUGUGGCAUUGUUUUCUUGCUUUUUCGUCUUUGUUGGUGACCUGUAACUGAUGACGCAUUACAUUACGUAGUAACAUGGAAUACAUUUCGUUCUUUACGUUUUAUGUUUUAGAUUUGUGUUCUAGGAAAGCAGCUUACUAAGAAACUACAUGUGGUUGUGUUAAAUUCGACAUAUCUUGUAUACAUUGUUGUUUAAAAUUUGUUGGCAAGAAGACUUUGUUUGGCUUUUGGUUGGC
Papaver somniferum (opium poppy) is the source of this 1649-nucleotide messenger RNA. RefSeq names its product rac-like GTP-binding protein 6. Gene Ontology annotation, molecular function: GTPase activity; protein kinase binding; GTP binding. Lineage: Eukaryota; Viridiplantae; Streptophyta; Magnoliopsida; Ranunculales; Papaveraceae. The record is from RefSeq and is a predicted model, not a curated record. The coding region runs from base 605 to 1198 and encodes 197 amino acids. Gene Ontology annotation, cellular component: cytoplasmic vesicle; cytoskeleton; cell projection. Gene Ontology annotation, biological process: small GTPase-mediated signal transduction; regulation of actin cytoskeleton organization; actin filament organization. The transcript has 7 exons.